Molecule: messenger RNA, 942 nt
Organism: Rhizophagus irregularis DAOM 181602=DAOM 197198
Lineage: Eukaryota; Fungi; Glomeromycota; Glomeromycetes; Glomerales; Glomeraceae
Source: RefSeq, a predicted model, not a curated record
CAUAACUUGAACAAUUUCCACAAUCUGAACAACUUCCACAACUUGUUCCACAACCUAUCACGGAAAGCUCCUCUAUGAAAUAUUAUCGUGUGCCCGCCGGAACUGGUCCUCCGGAAGUAGGUGAAAAAUACACAAUAUUACAUUGGCCACUUCACCGAAUAAAUGCCUUGUCACAAGGACCCCUCAAAGGGGAAUACAAAUUAGAUGAAAAUAAUGUGAAGUUCUACCAAACUACGAAGGAUGGCUUUGUAGUGCCUGGCUGUUCAAGUUUCGUACCUCUAAACAGCAGACACAAUGUUCCGAGUCGACGGUUACUAGGUCCGGAAUCUCCUUGUUAUUUUCUUUCUCCGGGGACAGUCCUUCCUGAUGGACUUGCUAUCGUCUACACUAAGAAAAUGAAGACUAGGUUUCCUUCGGACUUACAACAUUUAUGGCACUUCAAUAUCUUUCCCACUAGAAGCAUGACGCUUCACGAAUAUUCAAAUAUGAUAAAAAAUCUUGAUUGGAAGCCAUGUAAUAUUAAGGUAGGUGCAUCACCAGAUAAACUGGUAUCUAAAAACGACGACAUCGAUGGUUUGAAAAGCAUCGAAAUUCUUGGGUUAUAUUUCCUUAUGUCAUUGUGGUACGAUCAAGCGACCAAUUCCAUGGAUCGCCUUCAGGCAAAUGAAAUUCAUACAUGGAUUUCUUUGGAUAAACCCACAUUUCAAGACUUAAUUUGUGAUGAGGAUCGUUCAUUUUAUGUGUUCUCGAUGCUCGACCAAUUAAAGACAGAAUCUGUUACAUUAGAAACUUAUUGUGCUGAUAUUUUAGGCGAAUUAGAAGAUAGAUUUAUGUGGAAAGAAUCAGAUUUCUUUGAUCCUAAGUGAAGGAUUAUUGAAGAGUUGAAGAUUGAUGAUCGCACAGACAUCUUCAUCAACUGACAGUUUUUUACUUUAGACAGAU